CUCUCACCUCCCCCCCCCCCAAGGGCGAGCGCUUCUUUCUCUCCCCACCACCCACCACCUCUUUAUACAUCACACGGUGGGUGUUGUCUAUUUUCUUUCUCAGCGGAUGUUUCUAUUCUUUUAGCGAGAAAACGGGUGUCUCAAUUGCAGAGCUAAGGCGCUGUGCCCGCUAGGAGUUCCGAGGAACAUUGGGGCGAUGCAGACUGGACCCGCCGUCUUCCCCCUGCUUCCGACAAUCCGACGCAACUUUGCCUGGGACAGUCGCUGAAAUUUAAGGCAAUGGCCCACGAUGUGCGCGACAGCUACUUUUUGCAGCCACCAGAUUCAGGCUCGGUUCCGGACGAACAGCUGUCGGAACAACCUUCCACCACGGAAUGGAUGUCGGCGCAGUCCAACCCUUCCGUUGGCGCAGUAAACAGCGACCAUGACCUCGGUCACAAUGAGGAUGCGGUAGACCAGUCUGCGGGGACUUCGCGCUCACCAGAGAGUACUGUGGUGGGAGACACUGAAUUUGGUCCAAUAAUGGGAAGGAAACCAAGAACAUUGCCAGCCUGGAUCCGCUCGGUAGAGUAUCCUGAAGAAGAUAACGACGUUCCUGCCACGGCUAGCCUUAUUCCCUCGCAACCCGACGACGCCGUUGUGGCGCAGCAUAAUCACUCCCCUUAUGCGACAAGACCGAACCGCCCGAGCCGAGCCGACGAUGAGGAUGAUGAAGAGCAAGGGGGCCCUUCCCGACGCGAGUCUCGCUGGAAGAACUUCUCGAAGGUGAUCGCAUAUCCUCGUGAGCCGGGCGUGGAAGAGAAGUCUGUAACCCCAGAAUGGUUGAACGAGAACCUUGGCGAUUUCUCGCAGCCGUGGCGAGGACAACUCGCUCCAGAUGAGGAUACCGAGGACCCGCUGAGGAUGAAGCGACGCCGGCAGAUCUGGUUCAAGCGCUUUCAUAAUACUCUUCUCAGGAGUCCUAUGGUUCCUCUUAUCUUCAGACUUACCGUAUGGUGCUUCUCGCUUACUGCCCUGGCACUAGGGGGCUCGAUCCAGCAUCUAUCGGGUCAAUAUAAACAUCCACAGGGCCCAUCCGCGCUCAUGGCCAUCAUUGUUGACGCGGUGGCUCUCGUAUAUCUGAUCUAUAUCACCUUUGACGAAUAUACCUCGAAGCCGCUGGGCCUCCGGUCUGCAUCCGCCAAAGCACGGCUGAUCCUGUUGGAUAUCUUCUUUAUUGUUUUCGACUCGGCCAAUCUAAGUUUAGCAUUCGAAUCCUUGUCCACUGUUCAGGGUGCAUGCACGUUGAAUGAAGUCAAUCAAGAGAUCACACCAAAGAAUGACGCAAUAUGCGACCGACAAAUAGCUCUCGCGUGUGUUCUCUUGAUUGCGCUUCUGGCCUGGCUUACAACAUUUGCGAUCAGUGUGCUCAGACUUGUCGAACGUGUGGCUUCUUGAAGCACUUGGCAGGGGUUUGGUUCUCCUAGCAACUUUCCUUACCUUUCUUUCUCCAUUAUUCACCUAUACCCACCUUUUCUUCCUUUCUUCUUGUCUACUUCGGGUCGCUGCUCCUCAUGCCCAUGUUUUUACCUGAUAACAUUCUAUUCUUUCCCUGUUGGUGUUGUUUCCCCUGGUUUGGUCAUCUGUCAAUUGGGUUAGGCGAGGCGUUUAUAUGUGGCAUGCUGUGCGAAGGCCCUGGCUUUGAUACCGAUAAUAUAUGCAUUACGGCCGAUUUACUCGUCAAUGGUAGAUGUACAUAUACUGCUAAGCCACGUGCUCACGCUGGGUUCAGACUACACGU
Aspergillus brunneoviolaceus CBS 621.78 is the source of this 1780-nucleotide messenger RNA. RefSeq names its product phospholipase D regulator. Gene Ontology annotation, cellular component: cell periphery; fungal-type vacuole. NCBI's taxonomy places the organism in Eukaryota, Fungi, Ascomycota, Eurotiomycetes, Eurotiales, Aspergillaceae. Gene Ontology annotation, biological process: positive regulation of catalytic activity. The record is from RefSeq and is a predicted model, not a curated record. The coding region runs from base 280 to 1437 and encodes 385 amino acids. The transcript has 3 exons.